AUGCUUCUUGGCAAAUCCUACAGAUUGCUCGGAGCCAUGCAGUUCGAAUCGGGAUUUCCUGCUUUCGCAGUGACACACUGCUUCAGCACUCUUUGUCUGGUGUCUGACGGCACACACAAGACAACUGGGUCUGGAACACCAGUGCAUUCUUUUCUUAACGGCGAAAACCAGCUUCGCGGGCUGAUAAACUCGAAUGAUGCUUUAAGAUUUUGCCCAGGAAAACUUGGGGUUGUACAAGAGCCCGCUCGUUUCGACCGUAUCAACCAGGAUUAUAGUCGUCAAUGA
Messenger RNA from Pochonia chlamydosporia 170, 285 nucleotides. RefSeq lists its product as hypothetical. The coding region runs from base 1 to 285 and encodes 94 amino acids. NCBI's taxonomy places the organism in Eukaryota, Fungi, Ascomycota, Sordariomycetes, Hypocreales, Clavicipitaceae. The transcript has a single exon. The record is from RefSeq and is a predicted model, not a curated record.